This is a messenger RNA of Maniola jurtina (meadow brown), 2889 nucleotides long. RefSeq names its product zinc finger BED domain-containing protein 4-like. The transcript is spliced from 2 exons. Lineage: Eukaryota; Metazoa; Arthropoda; Insecta; Lepidoptera; Nymphalidae. The record is from RefSeq and is a predicted model, not a curated record. Gene Ontology annotation, molecular function: protein dimerization activity. Bases 318 to 2438 code for a protein of 706 amino acids.
GACGUGUGCGCCGCGCCGACCCGCCGCCGCCGCCGACAUUCUUUUGACGCCGCCGCCGCCCGAUCGCCCGUCGGCGUAAAAUCGGCGCGACUUAUUAUUAUUAUCGAAUAACCGAGCGGGGAACUCCCUCACAUAGAUACGCUGCGCAGACACCGCGCUACUUUGAUACGAGUACCGCACCGCGCCUUUGAUUCAUGCCGCCUUUUGAGAUCGCACUCGCCGCACACCCCGCCCGUUCCACCCGCUUCGUUCAUUUACUUGCUCUUUGUGUUACGUAAUAGACGCGUUUUUAAGUACGUUACAAUUGCUUAUCAGUUAUGGAAGAAAAUAGCGAUAAAAUUGAUAUAAACAAAGUAAAAAUAAAACAUUUUACUGUAAAUCCACUAUUUUCUAAAUCAAAAAACAGUUUUUCGUGGAAAUACUUCAGACAAUUAAUACUUGAAAACGAAGGCAAAAGAAAAUAUGUGUUUACUGAACAAGUUUUUUGCUCGAGCUGUCUAGAAAAUGCGAAAAAUCAGGUCCCUGACAGUCCGUUUGGAUGUGUCAAAAUUAAGUCCUACAGUUCUAAAGCGAGUACAGGAAAUUUGAUACGCCAUAUGAAAGACGACCAUUCAUUAUUGGAAGAAAAAAACCCUGCUGCUGCGACAUCCAAAAGUUUAACAACAUUUUUCAAAGUAUCACUAUCACGUCCGACGACAUCUGCUCCAUCAUCUUCAAAAAGCCAAAAUAAGUGGAUGCUUGCAAGGGAUUUAUGUUUGUGGCUCUGUCGAUCCCUCACAGCAUUCGAUACUGUUAGUAAUGAGGGGUUCAAAGACUUCCUGAUCAAAUAUAAUGUCAUAUACAAAAUAGAAGAUUUACCUUCUCGAACCACCGUUUCUAGAGAGGCGUUAAGUGAUAUAUACGACUGCAUGCUAGCACACAUCAAGCAAGAUAUCCUGGCAAAAAUUGGAACCCAUGCAGCUCUUACAACAGAUCUUUGGCAAGAUCUUUACCGACGUUGCAGCUACAUAACGUAUACUCUGCAAUAUAUAGCAGAUGAUGCCAAUGAAAUGCAAAAUUAUACUUUGGCUACAAGAUUAUUUGAAGGCAAAAAGACUGGAGAAGCUUUAAGUGCAUUCACUCAAGGUAUUAUAUCUUCCUUUGGCCUCGAAGGAAAGUCUUUGUAUCUUGUUACUGAUUCUGGAGCAAAUGUAAAGCGCAUAUCUCAAAAUUUGCAAGGAAUUCAAAGCCACUUAUGUCUGGGACACGGUUUGCAUAAUCUUGUAACAGUAGACGGUAUCAAAAAAACUCCCCAAGUACAAAAUCUCGUGGUAAAAUGCAAGAAAGUUGUCAAAACACUGAGAUAUAGAUUGCCUGAAAUUGAAGAAGAAGCUGACAAGGAACAGCGCCGAAUUUUGACAGAAAUUGAUGAUGUUCAUGACCACCUUGAAGAUGACGAGAACUUUCCAUUUGAUCCUGUACCAGAGUCAGACGUACCGUCAGACGAGGGGACUGAGGUUUAUUUCUCUAGAGCCACUACAUCAUCAGCAUCAUUAUCUGUGCCAUCGAUUAAAUCAGCAACACCCACUCGUUGGCACAGUACUUUAGCGAUGCUACAAAGUUUAAGUAGUAAGUGCAACCGAAAACCAGUGAACGCCAUGCUUGCAAAAUAUAACAUGUCGGAACUUAAAUUUGAUGAUAAGGAAUGGGAACUCAUUGAAGAUCUGACUAAGUUUUUGACAAAAUUUAAACCAAUUACGGAAGUUUUAUGUACACAGACAAAUUGCUCAAUCAAUUUCGCCUUAGUGUUCAGAUCAGAAAUAAAAGAUGCAUGUGAAGCUUUGAAUGACGAUGAAAAGUUAGUAAUGUUGCAUAUGAAAAGAAAUAUGGCGGAAAUGCUCAAUCACAGAUUCCCAAUCACCAAAAUUAUUGUAGCAGCUGCUUUGCUAGAUUGCAGAUUUACAAAAUUACAAGAAAUAGAUAAUUUUAUGGAAAGUAACAAUACGACAAGAGUGGACUUUUUGGUCAACUGCAUCAAAGAAGUAGUGCCAGCGUGUGAACUUGAGGCGCAAUUCAGCCGCUCUAGUACGUCAAAUAAAGGUGACCAAGACAAUUUUCUGGUCAAACUUGUUGAAAAACAUGCAGUUACGUUUAAUGAUGAUGGACAAGAUUUUAUUGAGAAAGAAUGCCUGAAGUAUUUGGUAUCUUGUAAUGCCAGUGAUUUGAAAGACGGCAAUGUUAUUAAAUAUUGGCAAGAAAGACAAGCAGCAUUUCCGUUACUGUACAAAUUAGCGAAGGCUAUUUUAUCAGUGCCUGCUACAAGCACGCCCAGCGAGAGAGUGUUUUCUAUUGCCGGUUUGACAGUAACGGCAAAAAGGUCUCGUUUAAGUCCAUCACGAGUGGACAAAAUUAUAUUUGUGCAUGAUAAUUACAGCCGUUGCAAGGCAGCCGUUAAUUAAUUUUAUUUUUAUUAUGCUGAUCUUGGUUUACUGUUAAUUUUGGUGCCAAACUUAUAUUUUUCAAUGAUAAUUACUGCUGUUGUAAAACAGCCAUUACCUACUUAUAAUUACUUUUAUUUUUCUGAUUGUGGAAAUUUUAACAAAAAUUUUAUAUUUGUUGAUCAUAAUUACCGCCGUUUAUUUUUGUUUGUUUUUAUUUUUGGCGUUAGUAACAAUUACUUACUUACUGCUAUUUUGCUGAUAUUUGUUGAUUGUGCAAUUUUAUACCAAUGUUUAUGCUAGAGAUAUUGGUAAAAACAAGACUGUUUCUCUAAUAGAAAUAAAUCUCAAAUCAAAUUAUGCAGUUUUAUUUCAAUUCUUCACGCCGAAGUCACGCCGAAAUCACGCCGCCGCCGCCGAUUUUUGACCGGCGCCCGCCGCCGACGAUUGAAGCUUCGGCGCACACCCCUAG